AUGGCGGAUGACAGAAACAGAAACCCCCCCCUUUACGAAUUCGAAGACCUUCCCUCCCCCCUCUUAGAGAAAUCUGUUCGGCCUCUAGCAGGUAGCUUCGAGGAACUCGAAUGGACUUUCCGAGGCAAAUUCAAAGUCGACCGAGAGAUGAAAGAUCUAAGAAGUAGUGUAAGCUAUGCUUUAGCCUUUGCUAAACUACUUCACAGAUCGACAUUUCUCGUAUUUCUACUUUACGAAGAGGCAAGACGAGAAAAGCGACUUAGUUUAAUGACAUAUAGACUUGCCGUCAAACCCCCACCUUCACUUUUACCUCUCACACCUCUUACACCGAUGCAACCUACACGACUACCCUUUCUACCGAUACACCCUCAACUCAAAGACAAUAAGAGUUCACCCUUGACCCUCGACUACCCUUUGACCCUCGACUAUAACCCUUACCACCGAUUCACUCGAUCUUGUCUCGACCUUCACCCAACCCAAUGGUUCAUAGACAACCUUACGUACCACCUUUCGAACACCGCGAACCUUAAGGACGAAGAGCAAAUAAGGGAGGCGGAGGUGAUGAUAGUGGAAGCAACUAUACGGAGGACUCUUACCGCAGAGAUAAUUACAGAGGAGGUGGAGAAGGCGGUAGAGGAGGAGGUGGAGGAGGAGGUAGAGGAGGAGGUAGAGGAGGAGGUGGUAAAGGAAGAGGAGGUAGAGGUGAUCGAUAACGUAUUGCGCGAUCAACUUAUUAGCGCUUGCAAUAGAGUCGAAGAAUGCAGACUAGCAAUAUUCAAUCCAGCUAAUACAUACAAAAGAGUUGCUACUCAAUUACGAUCAGCAAUCGGUACUAUUCAAAGAGAACGCCAAGUACUCGAAUACACAGCCCCUCUUACUAUGUACUAUGCUUUUAACGAUCAUAAUUGCGAUACUAAUUGCAAUCACGAGACCUACUACACCGAUCGAAACUAUAAAGGAUCAAGUAGGAGCUAUAACCGUAGCUUAAAAGGCUAUAAUCGCGGUAGUAGAGGCAAAGGUAGGAACAGAGGUUUUGCACGUAGAGAAAGGAAUAGAGGCUUCUGCGAAGGUAGAAAGCUUAAAGUAUGCUUCAUCUGCGGCAAACCCGACUGCUGGUCUACAAAACACUCCCUCGAAGAACGAAAACGCUUUUACGACGAAUACAAGAAAGGCGCUACGUACUAUACCACUCAACCAAUGACCUUGGCUUAUUUUGCAAGCUUCUUGGCGGACUACGAAGAAGUAGAAGGUAUUGCAAACGAAGAAAAUCACCAAGAUCAAGCAACAUACGCUAUUAAAAACUAUUAA
Molecule: messenger RNA, 1308 nt
Organism: Drepanopeziza brunnea f. sp. 'multigermtubi' MB_m1
Lineage: Eukaryota; Fungi; Ascomycota; Leotiomycetes; Helotiales; Drepanopezizaceae
Source: RefSeq, a predicted model, not a curated record